UUCUCAAACCUUCACUCUGCACCUUCUUCCUCUCCGCCGGCGCCGUCACCACCGCCGCCGCCAUAUUUUCCGUCAUCACUUCCAUCUACCAAAACUGGAUAUGCUUCUAUCGGUGUUUCUCGCUCUAUUCCUACCAUGCGUAGGAAUGAGCGCAGUUUUCAUCGUCUACGUUUGCCUUCUCUGGUACGCCGCAACGAACACAACUCCAGUCGGAAGCGAAAUACCUAUGCCGGAGAAGACAAACAAGAGGAAAGGAUUAUCAGAUGAACAAUUAGAGAAGAUUCCGAAAAUCACCGGUAAGGAAUUGGUACUUGGAAGUGAUUGCGCUGUUUGUUUAGAUGAGAUUGAAGAUGGACAGAUUGCUAGGUUAAUUCCUGGUUGUAACCAUGGAUUUCACAUACAUUGUGCUGAUGCUUGGCUAGCGGUUAACUCUGUUUGCCCUAUAUGUAGAGGUCAACUUGAUACAUUACUCAUUGAUCCACCUGAUAACAAUCCUUGUUAAGAGUUUUCGUUUGUGAAUCGGAGAUUAUAAUUAUUAUU
Messenger RNA from Impatiens glandulifera, 540 nucleotides. Its product is annotated as E3 ubiquitin-protein ligase ATL23-like. The record is from RefSeq and is a predicted model, not a curated record. Bases 101 to 502 code for a protein of 133 amino acids. NCBI's taxonomy places the organism in Eukaryota, Viridiplantae, Streptophyta, Magnoliopsida, Ericales, Balsaminaceae. The transcript has a single exon.